Adineta ricciae is the source of this 1215-nucleotide messenger RNA. The record is from the annotation of a GenBank genome assembly. NCBI's taxonomy places the organism in Eukaryota, Metazoa, Rotifera, Eurotatoria, Adinetida, Adinetidae.
AUGGACAAUCUACGGUUUCGUUCUUUUCUAUUGAAGCUUCAAGAUCGUUUAAGUGACAAUGAUCGUCAACGUUUACACUUCUUCCUCGGAAAUGAUAUUCCACGACGAAUACGUGAUAAUCCAACAUUACAGGGCACAUUAAACUUAUUGGAGUGCCUUUUCGAUCAAGAUAAGAUCAGUGAACAAGACUUUACAUUCCUCAUCGAUGCUUUCAAAGAAAUACAAUGUAUAGAUGCGGUCAAACUACUCCGAGAUUACAAACAGAAAAUGCAGACUAAUUGUUGUAAUCAGUCAACUUUAACGUCAAUAAUGCCUCCGUUGAACGAAGAAGUUAUUCAAGAUCAGGAAGACGAUAACAGUGCAGCAUAUAAUCUUUUACAACAAAUUAAUGCUUAUGGUAGCUUUAAUAAGAUAAUCAAUAGUAGUAAUACGAACAUCAAUCCGGUUACCAUCACUGUCGACGAUCAGAAGAUUGUAUCGAUAAAAUCAGGGAAAACCCGUUCGUUAAAUUUAUCAUUGAAAGCGAAUAAAUACUUGUAUUUUAUUCUUUUGUUACUGAUGAUUAUACUUGGUUUAUCACUGAUCAUCGCUUAUGUUCUCAGAAUCAAGAAGAAUGAUUCGUUAGAUUUUCGAGAAGAAUAUGAAAAGUUGUUAGAAGAACAAAAAACUAAGAAUGAAAUGAUUCGAAUUAAUGAGAGAAAAAACUCAGUGGUUUUUCCUGGUCAAAUAUUUGGUUAUUCAAUUGAAAGAGCUUUUGAUGAUUCUUCUCGUUCGGAUUUUAUGUCUUUACCUUAUUUAAAUGGACUUUAUGUACGAGAUAAUCAAGAUGGUCUAGAAUCGUACCAAUUUUUCUACCUAUCGUCGCAUGAUCAAGAAAAUGUGAUUGAAUCCGAGGUUGAUGGAAAUCAAACAGAGAAUUUCAAAAGGAAAUUUUUCUUUACGAAGAAUGAAAGAAUUAUCCGGGUCCAGGGAAGGUUGGUGAAAAAGAAUCUGGUUUCGCAAAAUGGAACGAGCAGAUCCAUAAGUAUAAUUACCGGACUUGAAUUCGUUUCUCGCAAACAUCGAAUGAGCCCGUCAUAUGGUGGUGAACUGGGCGAAGUGUUCAGUGAAGAAUACGAUGGAUAUAUGCUAGGAUAUAUCAGAGGCCGAUCUGCGCAAUACGUUGAACAAGUCCAAUUCGUUUGGUAUCGGACAGUAGAAUUAGACUCCGAUUGA